Misgurnus anguillicaudatus (oriental weatherfish) is the source of this 1124-nucleotide messenger RNA. The record is from RefSeq and is a predicted model, not a curated record. Lineage: Eukaryota; Metazoa; Chordata; Actinopteri; Cypriniformes; Cobitidae.
UCAUGACGUCAGCUCUUCCGGGAUCUCCCAGGCUGAGUUGUGUUGUCGAGAGGAUAAAGAUAGUCGCGGUUUAUUCUUUUAUUUUAAGCGGAUUAUUUGAAGCAGUGUCGAGAUGAAUCGCAUCUUUGGACGAGGAAAAGCAAAAGGACCGCCACCGAACCUCUCGGACUGUAUUUCAACUGUUGACGGUCGAGCAGAGUCCGUGGAUAAGAAGAUAGCCAGACUUGAUGCAGAACUGAUGAAAUAUAAAGAUCAGAUGAAGAAAAUGAGGGAUGGACCAUCAAAGAACAUGGUGAAGCAGAAAGCCAUGCGUGUCCUCAAACAGAAGAGAAUGUAUGAAGGGCAGAAAGAUCAGUUAAUGCAGCAGUCAUUUAACAUGGAGCAGGCGAACUACACCAUCCAAACACUGAAAGACACAAAAACUACGGUGGAUGCAAUGAAAAUUGGAGCCAAAGAAAUGAAGAAAGCUUACAAGAAUGUUAAAAUUGAUAAGAUUGAGGAUCUACAGGAUCAGCUGGAGGACAUGAUGGAAGACGCAAACGAAGUUCAGGAGGCUCUCAGUCGCAGUUAUGGGACACCAGACAUCGAUGAAGAUGACCUGGCGGCCGAGCUGGAUGCGCUUGGCGAUGAGCUCUUAUUGGAUGAUGAUAACUCAUAUUUGGAUGAAGCCUCCUCAGCUCCAGCUAUACCUGAGGGUGUGCCGGGAGAUAGGAGUACUAACCGGGAUGGAGUACUGGUGGACGAAUUCGGCCUUCCUCAGAUUCCAGCUACAUAAAAAACAAACUGACGUUAAACAACUCCAAACACUCAAAAGACUUUAUCUACACAAAUAUCUACAUGUGUACUUUGCAAAAAUACUCUGGGACAGAGCUAGUGACUUAAACAAUCUUGCCUGCAAUCUCAAUCUUGUACUUUAGAUUAUAAUCUUUUAUAGCUUCAUGAGGUUUGUAUCUUUCAUAAUGAAUCACUGGGGUGUGCUGUGCUUUGAUUUUUUUUCAUUAGACCUUCUGUUUCCAUCAUUUAUGUUGUUUCUAAAGUAUUUACACCGGUAGUUGGUUACUUUGUACUGCAAUACAGUGUUGCUUACUGAAAGCAAAUAUAAUAAAUUAUUAUAUAUUUGAGAA